Molecule: messenger RNA, 4783 nt
Organism: Harmonia axyridis
Lineage: Eukaryota; Metazoa; Arthropoda; Insecta; Coleoptera; Coccinellidae
Product: phospholipase D2
Exons: 17
Coding region: 898-4212 (1104 amino acids)
Biological process (GO): intracellular signal transduction; phosphatidic acid biosynthetic process; cell motility
Molecular function (GO): D-type glycerophospholipase activity; phosphatidylinositol binding
Source: RefSeq, a predicted model, not a curated record
UUACAUAGCAGUAUAUUAGUUUCACUUUAGUGUGGAAUAGUGUGAAUCUUGAGAUGCCAAAGUAUGUUUGAGGAGUCCUCAACAUAGUCUUACAAUUUCAAUGCAAUAUACAUUGUAUCUACUCAUUCUGAAGAAUUGUGGUCUGCACAACACUGUUUUCCAAUAAAUUUCUAACAAAUUCGCCACGAAAGUUUUCCUUGUAGUUUGAUUGAAUGCAUUGUAGGAGUACAUUACAUAACUGGAAACUGCCCACUACUGAGUCCUUCAGCCUGUAUAUAAACAAUAUACAUAGAUGACAAUUAGAAAUCACAUUUAUUUCGUAAAAUGUUUAUUACUGUAUAUCUAGUGCUUGGAUGACCAGAUAUUCGUAGAAAUUUUUCACUCUCAAUGAAUAGUGAUUUCAGCAGUUCGUUCCAGUUUUUCGAACAAUGCUUACCAAACUCACCAUAAAAGAAUUUCUUGUACCAGAAGAUUGAUUAAAUGCAUUUAAAUUACAUAAAUGGUGGAUAAAAUAACAUUGUAUUCCCAUCAUUGAGCUGGAAUUGGUCACCAUCCACAGUUCUUCAGUCUGAAGAUGAAAAAAUACAUAGAUGACACUUAUGGCGAUCAGAAUUUUUGAAAUGUUUAUGCCGGUCCAGAAAUUCCUUGAAAUUUGUCAUUUUUGAUGAUAAGGGGUAAAUUACGUAAAUGGUGGAUGAAUUAUUAAUUCAUUCCCUUCAUUGAGCUUGGAAUUGGUUACCAUCCAGAGUUCUUCAGUCUGUAGAUGAAAAAAUACAUAGAUGACACUUAUGGAGUUCAGAAUAAUUUUUUAAAUGUUUACGCUCGUGCUUGGAUGUCUAGAAAUUCGAUGGAAUUUGCCGUUUUUUAUGAAUAGUAGUCAGUUCCACAUUUUCUAUAAUGGAUAACAUAGAAGAUUCCAAUGAAGAACAUCUAGAAAAAAUUGAGGACAAAAGAACCAGACUAGAGUCAGAUGAUGGAGAGUUCGAUGAAGAAUUGGCUCUUCCCGAUCCUAUAUCAAUAAUAGAUAUUGGAGAUGGUCCAGUUGCUAUAGCUCUCUCUGAUGAUGAAAUUGAAACAUUCAGUAAAACUGGAAGAUCAUUUAGCACAAUUCAUAAUAAGCCAGUUAAAUUCAGUUCAUUCAGCAGAGAAGUUUUCAUACCUGGUGAAGAUAUACAAGUCAGUAUUAUUCAUUCUGAGAGAAAUUUCACCACACAUCUCUUGAAUCCAAAUUUAUACACCAUUUCUCUUACACAUGGUCCCUUCACAUGGGAAAUCAAGAAACGCUACAAGCAGAUUCAGAAUCUUCACCAGCAGCUAGUUAUUUUUCGUACAAGUUUAAAUUUUCCCCUCCCUACAAAAACUCAUAAAAAUAAACGAAACUAUGCAAAAGAUCCAAAAAUGAAUAAGGGAGGAAAAAAGAAAAAACGUUCACUGCCUAGGUUUCCUAAAAAACCCGAAGUCUUAGUAACAUAUGAUAAAUUAGAAUCUAGGCAGAGACAAUUAGAAGAUUAUCUAAACAAUUUGUUAUCAAUAAGAAUCUAUAGAAACCAUCCUGCAACAAUAGAAUUCCUAGAAACAUCUCGAAUAUCAUUCGUAACAGGUCUUGGCAAGAAAGGAAAAGAGGGUAUGUUGAAGAAAAAAAACGGAAGUACUGUUCCAGGACAAUCUGGAUGCAACUGCUUUGGUCUCAUUAGUUGCAUGUGUUGCAGGAGGUGCCAAAUCAUAAAGGAUCAAAUAUUCUGCUCAAGAUGGUCCGAAAGAUGGUUUUUUGUCAAAGACACAUACUUCGGUUACAUAAAUCCGAAUGACGGUAGAGUGAAUGCUGUUAUUUUAUUCGAUCAGGGAUUCGAAGUUGGUUCAGGAAUGUAUUCUGUAGGUUUACAUAUGGGUUUUCAAAUAAUUACAAUGAGCCGACAAAUCAAUUUUAAAUGCUGGACUAAAAGAAAAUGGAAAGAAUGGAUUGAAGCUCUCAAAGAAACCGCAGGAGGUACUGCAAGAGAUUUUGUCAUGUCCAAUCGACAUAGGUCAUAUGCGCCAGUUAGAAAAAGUAUAACAGCAACUUGGUUUGUAGAUGGAAAAUUAUUUAUGUCGUCAGUAGCAGAUGCUUUAGAACAUGCUAAAGAAGAAAUUUUCAUCACUGAUUGGUGGUUGAGUCCAGAAAUUUAUCUGAAAAGGCCUGUUAUUGACGGACACUUUUGGAGACUCGAUAAUGUACUCAAACGUAAAGCAAAUCAAGGUGUUAAAAUUUUCAUACUUUUGUAUAAAGAAGUGGAAUUGGCUUUAGGUCUCAACAGCUACUACAGUAAGCAAACUCUAACUCAUGAAAAUAUUAAAGUGCUGAGACAUCCCGAUCACGCCAAAGUAGGUGUUUUCCUAUGGGCUCAUCAUGAAAAAUUGGUAGUCAUUGAUCAAAAUUAUGCUUUUGUUGGAGGAAUUGAUUUGUGUUAUGGCAGAUGGGAUGACGAAAAGCACAGAUUAACCGAUUUAGGUAGUAUAAACGCCAAGUUAGAUACUACACAAAGAAAAAAGAAAACAUCGAGUACCCCGGAAGGAGGAAGAAUCUAUCCGAUUCCAAAACCUGUGUACAGUCAAACACGAGUUGCUGUUACGAAACCAUCUACUCCAGAAGAAGAUAAACCAGAUCCAUUGGAGACUCCUACUGUAGAACCCGGUGAUAACUUACUUCAGCCACCAACACUCGACAGAAAAAAAUGCAAUACUCCCGAGCCAGAAAGAAAAAACGUUUUAGUUAACCUGAAAAAAACCAUGAAAAAAGGGAGAAAUCUUAUCAAUUUGGCUUACAGCCCGAACGAAACUGAUCAAUGUCACCAAAACGAAAAUGACGAAACAGAAGAUGAAGUAGAAGAUUUGUUGGAUGGUUCGACAAAGCUUUGGAUUGGCAAAGAUUAUGUUAAUUUUAUUGUUCAAGAUUUCAAUAACUUGGACAAACCGUUCGAUGAUUUUAUUGAUAGGUAUACUACCCCUAGAAUGCCUUGGCACGAUAUUGGUACGUGUGUGGUUGGUAAGGCUGCUAAAGAUAUAGCAAGACAUUUUAUACAUCGAUGGAAUAAUACGAAAUUAGAAAAGGCGAAAUUCAACGAACAAUAUCCCUAUUUAUUGCCUAAAAGUUAUGACGAAUUUAAAUCUUUGCCAAUCAAUAUGCCAAAUGGUUGUUAUGAAGUAACUUGCCAAGCUCUAAGGAGUGUAAGUACUUGGUCUUGUGGUUUUUUAGAACCAGAUACCGUCGAACAAAGCAUUCACGAAGCAUACAUUCAUAGCAUCACAACUGCCAAACAUUAUAUCUACAUUGAAAACCAGUUUUUCAUCUCAUUGUCUUCUAACAACCCUAAUACUCAAAAUAGAAUAGGGGACGAAUUAUACAAGAGGAUAAUACGAGCUUACAAGGCUAAAGAAGUAUUCAGAGUUUAUGUUGUUAUUCCGCUCUUACCUGGAUUUGAAGGUGAAGUUGGAGGAACUUCCGGAACUGCUCUCCAUGCAAUAACACAUUGGAAUUAUGCUUCGAUAUCCAGGGGUAAAGAUGCAAUUUUGACUCGUUUAAAGGCAGCCGGCAUAGACGAUCCAUCUCAAUACAUCACAUUUUAUGGAUUGAGAAAGCAUGAAAUAUUAAAUGAUGAACCCAUUACUGAACUGAUAUAUGUUCAUUCGAAGUUGAUGAUUGUGGAUGACAUACUUGUAAUUUGUGGAUCGGCAAAUAUAAACGAUAGGUCACUAAUUGGAAAAAGAGAUUCAGAAGUGGCAGUUCUGAUCGAGGAUGAAACAUUCGAGGAUGGACUAAUGAACGGACAACCUUAUAAAUGUGGAAAAUAUGCGGGAAGCCUUCGAAAAUACCUGUUCAAAGAACAUCUGGGUAUUCUAGGAAAGGAGUCUGAAAAUAUCAACCUUGAUGUUACCGAUCCAGUUGUUGAAUCCUUUUACAAAGAUAUUUGGUACAAUACUGCAUCGUUGAAUACUGAACUUUAUGAGAAAGUGUUUCAUUGUCUUCCAACGGAUAAGGUAGAAACUUUUGCGCAACUGAAGGAAUAUAAACAAGAGGAGCCGUAUUACACAAUCGAAACAGCCAGGGCUGAAAAAAUGUUGGAUACCAUUCAGGGCCAUAUAGUUUUACUACCUCUGAAUUUCUUAUCUCAAGAGCUUUUAACACCUUCGCCAAAUUCGAUGGAGGGCAUGAUGCCCACUGCACUUUGGACAUAAAACCCAAUUUGCAGUUAUAAUUUAAUUAAAAAAAAAACACACAAUUCAUUUCCACGCAUUUUUUAAUUCAGUCAGUCCAUACGAACAAUCCAGACAUUCUAAUAAUUAACAAACAGUAUUAAUUGUUGAAAAAAACUGAUUCAUUCAGAUAUUUUUAUAGGAUCUUCAGGGACCACCAUUUUAACAAAUUUUUAACUCGUUUUUAAUAUAUGAACACAUUGUUUCUUGUUUUUUAUAAUUUAUUUAUAUAUUUACAUUACUCAUAAUUUUUGGACAGUUGUUAUAUCUAUUAAUACUUUUGAAGGUUGUUUCAGUGAUAAGUGAUAAUUAUUUUCAUCAGCUUUCAAGUCGAUAUUUAAUUAAGCAAUUACUUACUUAGUUUUAAGUUGAAAACAGUAUAAGUAAAGCCUUUGUGCAGUAACAGUUAAUGCAAAAUAGAAAUUAUAUACCUUAUUAUUGUCAAUUGUGUACUCAUUUUUUCUAUUAUUUAUUUAAAAUAUUUUAUGUUUUAUAUUUAAAAUAUGUUGGUGUUUGUUUUAGCUCAAUAAAGUUGAUAUUUGCAAUUUUGAAA